GAGUAGUGUUCUCUUGAGUGCCGGCCAUUUUAUCUCCACCGGUUGACACGCCUGCCUGCACCCGUCACCGUUCCCGCUUCCCCUAACUCCGCUCCAAAACCCUACACCAACUUCCCUCGACACCUCCAUCGCCAUGGCGCCGCCUCUCGCCGGCGCUCCUAGGGCGCUGGAGCGACAGCUCCUACAGGCGGCGAUCGACGGCGACCUCCGCCGCUUCAAGGGGACGGUAACGGCGCUGGAUGCCGGGAAGGGCCGCCCCAGGGAGGCGGUGGAGGCCGUGAAGGAUGACGGCGCGGGGGCCUUGCACUUAGCCGCCCGUUGCGGGAGGACUCCAGUGUGCGCCUACCUAGUCGAGGAGCUCCGGGUGGAUGCCAACGCCUUGGACGACUCAGGCAUUACACCCCUGGGUCAUGCGGUUGGUGCUGGAAUGGUGGAUAGUGUGAGGUAUCUUCUUGAUCAUGGUGCCAAUCCAGAUAAGACUGGUAAAGAAGGGUGUACUCCUCUACAAUUGGCAGUUGCAGAAGGGAACUGUGAAGUUUUAAAAGUCUUGCUUUCAAAAGGAGCUGAUGUUGAUGCAUUGUCUUAUUGUGGAGCGGCACUGCAUAUUGCUGCUAUAAGGGGGCAGUAUGCUGCUAUGAAGAUUUUGUUGGAACAUCAUGCAGAUUGUAACGCGGUAUUUUCCACUUGUUAUACACCUCUCAUUGGUGCUCUCACUGCGGGCUCACUGAAAUGCGUGAAGCUUCUCAUUAAGGCCGGCGCUGAUGUGAAGGGUCUCGGUAGUGCUAACCCCCUAGUAGUUGCAGCAACUGAGGGCUUAACUGAUUGCCUCAAGUGGUUACUGGACGCUGGUGCUGAUCCUAAUGUUCCUGAUGAUUUUGGUCACCUGCCAAUAGAACUUGCUGCAUCUAACAAUAGAAGGGAAGAUGUUAAGAUCCUACUUCCAGUAACUUCCCGUAUUCCAUCGGUGCAUGAUUGGAGCAUUGAUGGGAUAAUUAAUUAUGUAAAAUUGACACUGGAGGAUAAAAAUAUGUACAAAACAAAACCAAGCAAUAUGAAGUUGGAAGGAAACAAAGCAUACAAGAGAAAGGAUUAUUCUACUGCAGCAACACUAUACUCCCUGUGUUCACAGUUCACAACAUUAAUAUGUCAGAAGUAAUACUCCUGCAAUGAGUGACUGUCUCCUGCAAUGAGCUUUCAUCAAAAGCCACCGUUAAUUUAAUUGACAAUAAGGCAACAAGCCCAAGUUCUUUUUAUUUACUCCCUCCGAUCCAUAUAAGUGUAGGUACAAAGUUGUACUAACUCUGUACUAAAUCCCCGACACUUAUUAUGGAUCGGCAGGAGUAUAAUAUCCCCUAAUAUAACCAAUGAAUACAGAAUGACACUUAUAAUUUUUUUCGAUAAAGGGAAUAUAUUAAUAUCGAGAGAUACCAAUUACACCCAGCCUCUGCAACAACGCACCACCCUAAUGGCACUACGGAUGCACACAGCCAAAAAAAGGAAAAGAAAACUAAGAAACAAAAGUCCUGCUACAGUAUCACGGACCUAACAACAGCAAUACAUCCACCACCAUGACAACACCUGAAUUGCAGACUCUCCAAAAAACGACGCCUCCAAGAAGGGAACAGUGCUCCAACACCGUCGUCGCCCGAUCAAAGAUCUUAGGUUUUCACCCUGAAGAUAGUCCCCACUCUCAAAACAAUGCCUCCAUCAAGGUCACUGCCAGGCACAACCAGUUAAGGCCAGACCUUGGGUUUUCACCCUGCAAGGUAGGACUCUGCGCUUCACAUGUGUUGUCGCCCCCACUUUCAUACCGCUGCUGUGAAGCCCGGACACCAAGCAAGCCCCUCAACAGCGCGGAGACUUGAACCUCCCUUAGCUAGUUCUCCCCUCCGGCCUUCAUGAAAUUCUCUUCUUCCGACUUUCAUCAUGGAUCCAUAGUUACUUGAUGUCAACACAGAAAAAGAGCUUCGCGCCGCUCCCUCCAGAACCAAACGGAAAAUGACACUUAUAAAUGCACGCUAUUGCGUCUAACGCUGCUUGUUGGUUCCUCCGAUUGUGCAUGAGCCUACCAUGCGGUUCUAUGGCAUACCGAAUGUGGAUGGAAUAUUGAAGCUGUUAUCUGAAUGUGUCACCAAAAUAAUCUGAAUCAUAUUCCGUUGGCAACUGAAUCUAUCCCAGUAUACCACUUUAAUUCUGAUUAUGUAGCUGUGGAGCUGUUCCACCUAUGUUGACUUGAA
Messenger RNA from Lolium perenne, 2237 nucleotides. The record is from RefSeq and is a predicted model, not a curated record. NCBI's taxonomy places the organism in Eukaryota, Viridiplantae, Streptophyta, Magnoliopsida, Poales, Poaceae.